Molecule: messenger RNA, 981 nt
Organism: Sycon ciliatum
Lineage: Eukaryota; Metazoa; Porifera; Calcarea; Leucosolenida; Sycettidae
Product: testis-specific serine/threonine-protein kinase 3-like
Exons: 1
Coding region: 1-981 (326 amino acids)
Biological process (GO): peptidyl-threonine phosphorylation; peptidyl-serine phosphorylation
Molecular function (GO): ATP binding; protein serine/threonine kinase activity
Source: RefSeq, a predicted model, not a curated record
AUGGCGAUCGUUGUUGAUAAACUGGAGGCGCUGCCACCGAAGGGUGACGACUUCUGCCUAGACGUCAGGAAGGAUGUUGUCAACAUCGUUAAUUUGAAGAACGUUCUCUCUAGGCUCCGUAUCCUGCCCAAUUCUACAGGGAGCACAGCAAGAUGUGCAGCCGUCCAAUUCAAAGAUUCUAAACAACAGGUUGCACUAAAGAUGUUCAAGCAAUGUGACGAGGAAACCGGGCACCGUUUUAUGGAGGAAGCCAGGAUAGCUGUGAAAGUGAGUGACCACCCUAACGUCAUCACAACUUCUCUUCCUUUAUACCGGAGCGAGAAGGAGGGCUUCAUCAUGGUCAUCGAGCUGGCAAAUGGAGGUGAUCUCUGGGACUAUGUGUUUCAAUCAAAACCAAAGCCAGAAUAUGAGCUCCGGGGUUUGUCUAGGCAAAUGGUAGAUGGACUAAGCCAUGUCCACGGCUGCGGGUAUGCCCACAUGGAUGUGAAGCUAGAAAACUUUGUUGUCUUCGUCAACGCCGACAACAGCAAGACCCUGAAGCUGAUCGACUUCGGCCUUGCUUAUGGCUUGGGCAGGUGGCAGGAUCGCGUUGAAAUGGAUUGCAGCGGCGCCGCCUACUAUGCGCCAGAGCGGUUUCCACUCCAGCCGCCCCUUUACUCACCACAGGAGGCAUAUUUCUGUGUCCAGACCUCAUUUGACGUUUGGGGUCUGGGUAUCUGUUUAGUAGUGAUGUUCACCCUGCAGUAUCCAUGGGACAGAGCAGAUAUCACUAAAGAUAUAAGAUACGCGAAAUUUCAGGAGUGGGCAUCGCACUUCCGUUACGGAGAUGCCUCGCGUGAGUCUGCCCCUGAAAUAUUCCAAUGCUUCUCGGAUGCGUGGCUAGAUAUCUUUGUCAGCAUAUUUGAUGAGAUCGAGGAGACCAGGCUCACCAUGGCCCAAUUAAGAUCUGCCAUUGACAGACCGGACUCGAUCUACGACUAG